AAAUGGACUCAUUUGUCAAUUAUGUGUCCGGAGGAUUAAUCCCGUAAAAGUUCUCAGUCGAUACUCGAUACCAAACGCUUCGCAGAAAUCGAGGAAAUUGGGGUUUUUGGAGAGGGUUUAGGAGUAAAAGCUGCGCGAAUUUCACAGAGAGAGACAACAAUGGCAGCUUCAAUCGGUGGAAGAUCAACACUUCUUCUUCGCAAUUUAUGCAACAAAACAACUUCACUGCGAUUCUCCAUUUCACCACCUUCAACAAGCUCUCCUUUUUUCCUCCGUCGCACUCCAAUUUCUCCUUCCUCAUCAUCAUCUUCAUUCAGAUUGCCUCGAGAAUUGUGCUCUCUUCUUCCGGCUCACAGCGCCAUUGCGUCGGCUUGUCUCGUUUCCAGGCUUCCCGAUGGACUUAACAGCUCCGCUGAAUGUAGAUUUGCCAACUAUAUCAGUCCCAUCUAGCAGGCUAGUCAACUGGGUGCUCCCUUGUGCAAGUAUAGGAGCUACUCUGUCUUUUCUUCUCUUCUAGUAGUAUUAAGGUAUCUUCAUAACAUCAUUUUUGUUUAAUUAUUUACCAUGAAAACUAAAAAGCUAGUUUAAGAUAUAUAUUCUGGCUAGAUUUUAAAUAGUGAGCAUUUCUGUACAUGGUCCAAUUUUGGUACAAGAAAUUUCACCUUGGAGAUAUAUACUACAAAAAUUUGAGGUAAAAUAUAUGCUUGAUUUUUUAUGGCUUCAAA
This is a messenger RNA of Beta vulgaris subsp. vulgaris (sugar beet), 725 nucleotides long. RefSeq lists its product as hypothetical. The transcript has 3 exons. NCBI's taxonomy places the organism in Eukaryota, Viridiplantae, Streptophyta, Magnoliopsida, Caryophyllales, Amaranthaceae. The coding region runs from base 160 to 450 and encodes 96 amino acids. The record is from RefSeq and is a predicted model, not a curated record.